AUGUAUCACUCGACCGAGGCUCAGCAUGACCCUCUACUGAUAUUUAAUCAGAUAUCGGCCCGAUUUUUCACCACGUCGUCAAGCGGCAGCCCAAGAAGCCCCCGUCGUGGCCGCUACCCAAGUAUCGAACUUGAAGGGGGAUCAACUUCAACCUUGACGCCCACUCCGAAGAGGCCCAGAUCCUCUGCUGAAGACCGCCCCGGUACUUCCAAGAUCCCUCGAACCGAUGAUCCCGAGUGCGAAGAUACCCACGCCUUGAGCCAGGGAAACCAAUCGGAUGACGGCCGACACAAGAAUCACCAACCCGAUCACGACGAGCUACUCAGUGACGACGAACUAUCGAGCGACGACGAGACCUACAGCGCCAUCGCCAUCUCCGAUCCACCGUCACCGCAGCCGUAUAUCACAAGACUUGAAUCAGAAGGUUCCCCUACUUCCACCGCAACACUGCCGGGCCCUUCCGCUGUCACAGCGACCUAUGCUGAAACGGCUUUAUCCAAGGUCGACGAAUCUCUCCACUAUACGCUCAAAUCGAUCCAGGACGUUCGCACAGAACUCGAGCGCAACGAAAAACCACUGAGAUGCCGUCUUUCCACAUCGCUUCGUAAAGUUGAAUCUUUAGAGGCAGAGCUCGAGCGUAUCGCGGACGAACUCGGCAAAAUACGUGUGUCACUACCAGCCUUCCAUUCCUUGCUAUUGAUCGAGACACGAUCGAUCUCGCCAUCAAGCAGUAUCAUGAAAGGGCAGAUGCCUACCAAGAGACCAUUAAAGUCCUAA
Fusarium proliferatum ET1 is the source of this 777-nucleotide messenger RNA. RefSeq lists its product as uncharacterized. The record is from RefSeq and is a predicted model, not a curated record. The coding region runs from base 1 to 777 and encodes 258 amino acids. The transcript has 2 exons. NCBI's taxonomy places the organism in Eukaryota, Fungi, Ascomycota, Sordariomycetes, Hypocreales, Nectriaceae.